AUGCAUCCUAGCAAAAGGCUCUGUGCGCCUAUCUACUUUGAACCUCAAAUAAUAAGAAAUUCUGCUUUAAAGAAGCUUGAUGCACUAGAGAAUCUCAAACUGAGUCAACAAUGGGUUGAUAAUUCUAUAUACUUGAAUGAGGAUGGCACUUUCUCACAUCAGGUUCUUGAAGAAAGAUCCGUUCAAUUUUAUACACAGAAAGCUUCUCUACUUAUUGCUAAACUCUUUUCGUCACUAGGAUCAAAGGACUUAAAAGAAGCACCGAGACUACAAGAACAAAGAAUACGCAAUGCUCGACGUCAACUGCUGGUCUCGCUUCUUGCGCACGCGUGGCUAUGGGGAAGGCCUAAAGUGUUAGAUAAUAAAGGCAAUUCCGUCGCUUAUAAAGAAAGGAGAGUACUUGCCCCCCAGGAUAUUCUGAAUUUCUUUGCCGAGGUUCGAGCUCACAAGGCAAGUUAUACAUAUAAAGAAAUACAGCACUUUCUGGAUAAACGCAUACAAGAGGUUGCUUUACAUAAGGAUACAUCUAAGUGGAAUGUAACAGGGGUUGUUGCAUGUCUGAGGUGGGAUAAAUCCCAUAACUUACACAAUGGGGGCCCAUGGUGCUCUUGUCGGCUCGAGAAGAAACCCCCACCACCUUAUCAAGAAGUUCCCCUAAACAGCGGUUCGGCAUGGUCCGUCGACCUAGACCCUGACGACUUGAAGAAAAUGAAGUCAGAUGUAGCGGAGGAGUUCCACCUCUAG
Fusarium redolens is the source of this 744-nucleotide messenger RNA. RefSeq lists its product as uncharacterized. The transcript has a single exon. The record is from RefSeq and is a predicted model, not a curated record. Bases 1 to 744 code for a protein of 247 amino acids. NCBI's taxonomy places the organism in Eukaryota, Fungi, Ascomycota, Sordariomycetes, Hypocreales, Nectriaceae.